Malus domestica (apple) is the source of this 1201-nucleotide messenger RNA. Lineage: Eukaryota; Viridiplantae; Streptophyta; Magnoliopsida; Rosales; Rosaceae. The record is from RefSeq and is a predicted model, not a curated record.
UGAGGGACUUAGUCUAGCGAGUCCCACUUUAUCUCAUUAAAGUUAGUCCCUGUGUGUAACAAACACAGGAUUUCACUAACUAUUAAUCUAGUGAAACUUGGUGAAGUGAAACAAACACACCCUAAAGAUCCCAAAAGCCAUGGACUCGAGCUCCAGGAACAGGCCUCCGAUCUUGGUCCUCAAUCUUCUCCAUAUUUUCACGAUCCUCUCCUUCUCACUCGCCCAAUCCACCGCCCAAGCUCCGUCGCCGGCCUCCGAUUCCUGCAACGGCGACUUCCUGCCGUACGCCUACACCACCGGAGCCCGAGGUCAAAGACCCGUCCCAGCAGCCCUACCGGUUCGAGUCGGUGCUCAACAACGGACUCGACGAUCUCAAGUCGUGGAGGGUUUGUGGGGUUUACUAACAAUGAGUACUUGGUCUCUGCCUCCAAUACCGGUUUGGCCGACGGGGGUAGCAUUCCUGGGAGUGUGGGAAACGGCACCGUCUUUGCUGGGUAUCCGAUGACCGAUCUGAAAACGGCGGUUAAGACGGCGGGGGACUUGACCCAGAUGCAGGUUCAGGUCAAAUUGACCGGGACCCAGUUCGGUGUGGCCCCACCCAAAGUUCCCAUGCCUUCCAAUCUUACUUUGGCCAAUGAUGGGUUCGUCUGCCCAGCGGCUGCAAUGCAAGACACAAACAAGAUGCAAAAUCCACGUGGUGUGCAUGGUUUUUUACUAGUAUUCAGCCAAAUAUAUUUAGUACACCAAAUACUAUUGCAUUGGAGGAUGAUUUCCCCAUCCUUGCUAUCUUAUCUACUUGAAUGCUUGGGCCUGAAGAUUUCAACCACAUCUUGGAUGACUCGACGGGAAUGUGAGGUUCUUUGGUUUCUUGCUUCGUCAUCUCACUUUCUACACUCAUCUUCCUCUUCCAUCUCAUUCUCCCUCCUAGAGAUUGAACAUUUAUUCCCCUUCCUUAAACAAUUCUUUCUUUUGCUCAUCGAUUUCCCACAUCCUUGAAGAAGACAUUGUAAGAAGGAAAUAAAAACUAAGGAUAAAGAUUUUGAGAGAUUUUGAUUUUGGUAUGUGAUUUCUUAGGAUGGAUGGUGGGUUAUAUGGAGAAAAAAGAAAUGAUUAGGUUGUAGUUAAUGUCACGCGGCACGUCGUGAUUUGUUUAAAAAUCUUAUCGAAAUCUAUCCUCAAAGAUUCUAAACAGAUUGUGACA